Molecule: messenger RNA, 2343 nt
Organism: Verruconis gallopava
Lineage: Eukaryota; Fungi; Ascomycota; Dothideomycetes; Venturiales; Sympoventuriaceae
Exons: 1
Coding region: 1-2343 (780 amino acids)
Biological process (GO): fluoride transmembrane transport
Cellular component (GO): membrane
Molecular function (GO): fluoride transmembrane transporter activity
Source: RefSeq, a predicted model, not a curated record
AUGGUGCAUUGGGUUUUCUCUACGUUCGGCAAGCAACCAGUUGCCAGUCCUCGAAAUUCUCGCGUGCUCGUUCCCACGCCAUCAGCUGCCGUCGUGGAGCCGAGCGGAAAUAUCAUUCAAGUUGACAAUCAGCAAGAAACGAUCAUUGCCUCGCCGAAGAGCCGCAGCCCGCAAGAUAUCGAUUUCAAUUCUCAACGUGCCUCAGCAGGAUCUUCUACGUUAAACGCCGGGAGGUCCCGAGCUCAGACAACCGAGAGCACGCAAAGCGUAAGCCAUAAUAUUGGAUCGUUUGGAGAGCCGGCUGCUUUUGGUCCUGCAGGUUUCUAUUCCAGAAAUGCCCUUGAGCAGCCGCAGAGAAGAACAAGUCUUGAAAGUGGUGCUGACAACGAGCCACGGCCAAAUUGGCCACUUCCGGAAAGCAUCUUAACAUGCAAUGCCACUCCUCCUUUGACUUCAGCUGCUAACCCACCUGGUGGGCUAAGAGGAGUUGGACAUAGAAGAUGCCUUAGUAACUCGAGUCGGAGAGAAACCAGUUCGAGUAUAAUGCUGCCCAACCAGGAAUUGUUGCGAUCCAACUCAGAGAGAAUUGGACACAGCCAUGAAAACCUACGGUCAAACUCUAGAGCACAUACCACGCCAUCCUAUUUUCUAGAAAAUUUGACGGAAGUUGCUGGUCCUCCACAGGGAGGAGGAUUAGAUGAAAAUCUCAUCCGACGGCAAUCGUCUGGUCAGACACUCCUUGCUUCUCUCCCUGAGCAGCCAAUUCACACACCGUAUCCGCCGGAAAUUCUUGUUCAGGAACGAACGAGCAGUCGUAGAGCUCCAACCAUCACGUUACAAUCUAGCAAUUUGCGAGAUGUAGACCCGGGAAUGUUAAGACCAAAGAGCAAGGGGAAACUGCGGUCGGAAGCCAAGUCAAGAAGGUUGCAAGAAAUACAAUCGUCACAGCAGACUUCACUUAAGCCGCAAGAUCAAUGCAAUCGGCCUACGGGGUCGAGGAGCGGAGAUACGGAUGCAACGGCGCUACCAAGAUUCCUAUACAAUCAAAGCAAUCUUGAGGAGCAGCUUGAAGCCGCACGAAUCUUUCAGAGCUCUAGCCCUCAGCUCUCAGUUGUGUCCGUAAAGAAUGGUGUAGCUUCACGGCUCGCCACAGAGCUUUACACAUUCUCAUAUCUCAUCUUCUUCUCGAUACUGGGCACUCUCGCCCGGAUCGGUCUUCAAGCUUUGACCUUUUAUCCUGGAGCACCGGUUGUGAUUUCAGCACUCUGGCCAAAUUUCGCCGGUUCCUUCCUGCUUGGUUUCUUUGCAGAGGACAGGCGACUCUUUCGUGAGGAGUGGAGUUCACAUAAGCCGCAAAUACCGUCCUUCGACCCAAAAAGAAGAGAUAUCACGUCAUCGCCAACGUCUGAAAAGUUCUGCUUUCCGAAGCGUAAAGGCCAUCGGGACGAAGAUCACCCUUCGCAGGUGCUGUCGCACGGGAAGGUGAAAAAGACCAUUCCGCUUUAUAUUGGUCUCACGACAGGCUUUUGUGGAUCUUUCACAUCUUUCUCGACGUUCAUGCGCGACACCUUUCUUGCGUUGUCUAAUAAUCUCCCAACACCAAUCAACCACACUUACCCACAAGGUUUUACUCUUCCAGCCGCAACCGACACGGUCCAAAGACAUAGUGGAUACUCUUUCAUGUCCACUUUGGCCGUUUUAUUGUUGACUGUUUGUCUUUCUGUUGGCGGACUACAAUUCGGUGCACAUUUGGCAAUUUUUCUCGACCAAUAUAUACCAACCAUCCGCUUCCACAUCUUACGCCGCUUCAUCGACCCCUUGUUCGUCUUCCUCGCCUGGGGAGCCUGGAUUGGUGCCGUGAUCAUGACUAUUUGGCCUCCUGAUCGAUCAGCAGGCCCAGGCGGCAAAGACAUUCAGGAUGUGGAAACGUGGCGCGGUGAGGCACUGUUCGCUUGCGUUUUCGCGCCUCCUGGGUGUCUGAUGCGAUUUUAUGUCUCCGUCUUUCUAAAUGGUCUCAGCGUCUCUUUCCCCCUUGGCACCUUCGCAGUAAACGUAUUUGGCACGGCUGUCGAGGCCAUGGCAUUCGACCUACAGCACAUUCGGAUCGCCUCACUUGUCGGAGGUGGCCGUUUGCCUUGCCAGGUGCUUCAAGGCAUCAUGGAGGGGUUCUGCGGCUCUCUAACGACUGUGUCUGCCUGGGCCGCCCAACUUAGCGGCCUAAAAAGGCAUCAUGCCUACGUCUAUGGCCUUUCAAGCCUCGUUGGUGGUCUUAGUCUCACAGUUGUAAUCAUGGGAAGCGUACGCUGGACAGUUGGCUGGGGCAAUCCCGUGUGUCUGGCUUAA